Aspergillus versicolor CBS 583.65 is the source of this 3180-nucleotide messenger RNA. RefSeq lists its product as uncharacterized. Gene Ontology annotation, cellular component: L-cysteine desulfurase complex; mitochondrion. The record is from RefSeq and is a predicted model, not a curated record. Bases 1 to 3180 code for a protein of 1059 amino acids. NCBI's taxonomy places the organism in Eukaryota, Fungi, Ascomycota, Eurotiomycetes, Eurotiales, Aspergillaceae. Gene Ontology annotation, biological process: iron-sulfur cluster assembly. The transcript has 6 exons.
AUGUCUGUCUCUUCUAUUUCGCGGGACACUGCCUUCCAGGCGCGGUCUCUGUUUCGAUCUUUGCUUCGUCAGUCUUCUCAGUUCUCGAACUACAACUUCCGCGAGUACGCACUUCGGCGGACAAAGGAUGGUUUCCGGGAGCACCAAAAUGAGACUGAGCCGCGGAGGGUACAAGAGUUGAUCCAGGAUGGUCUACAGAAUUUGCGAAUGAUGAAGAGACAAACUGUUAUCAGCCAGUUCUAUCAAUUGGAUAAAUUGGUUGUGGAGGGCCAAAAGACGGUAAGAAUCGCAUUCAAUGAAGUCUCUCAUGAAUCUAAUCCUGAUAUCUUGGAAAAGGGAAAGGAAAGUGGACAAGAAGGUGGCAUCGUCCGUCAGAAGGACACCGGUCGAAGAAUUACAUACAAAACCAAGUCUAAAUUAUACAGAGUCGUUCGUAUGAAUUCUCGCCCUCGUGCCGAUAAAGAUCACGUGCCGAGAGACCCGCGCAUGGCACCUCAGGGUGUAUCCGCUAAUUGUUGUUCUUGGUCUCACCUUUUCUAUUCAAUUCUACUUUCAUCGGACGUGAAUUGGGAGACGGUGGGCCUCACCGGUCGCGCGCCAUGCCCCCGACAGUCGUCGCGUUCUGGGCGCCAAUUCGGCGAUGGUGUCAAUCGCACCAGAACCGGCCAGAUUGACCACGAUGUCUUCGAAGGACUACCCAUUCGGCGAUGGACGCGCCAGGUCCAAACAGUAUCGCAGGAGCCGAAAACCGAAGGCACAGAAUCGGAAAUACCUGGGCACAGCGGAAAACAAACUAUUCCUGAGCACCCAAUGCCUAGAGAUAGUCAUCUCCUAAGUCCAAUGAGCCGGGCGCUCUUACGCGCCGCUCGUUCUGGAUGCAUAUACAUUCGCCCAGCUUCGAAGGACCUUGAUGACGAGGAAAAGGAGGCGACAGAUCCGGAAGAACAGCAAUCGCAGCAGAAUUUGGAGCGCAAUUUUGCGAUGCGCAAGUGGGCCACAGUCCCUAAGCACCUGGAAGCGCCAGAAUUGGAAUUCCUAGCAAAGAGGCGACCGGGUUUGCCGUCUCUAUAUGGUGCUACGGCUGGGGCUGUUGACGGCGCCAAUGGAUCAGUGCCAAUGAGGAAAACCCGCUUCAAGAAGGUUGACCCUGCGACAGGCAAUGUUUCAAUUUACGCGGCCUGGGUUCCUGAAGGGCAUAAGAUCGAAGGCGAAAUCACCGACGAUAGUCAAGUAACUGCCGACGACAAUCAAGCGACCGUGACUCCCGAGGCGCCGGCUCCAGGGACGGUCAUUGAAGGGGUCGGCGUUGUCAAUGCGCAGGGUGUAGUGGUUGCAGAGGCAGGCUCGGCGGCCGUUCUUACUCCGCCAAGACGACGGCCUCCGCCUCCGAAGCGCAAGGCCAAAGGCUUAAAGGGUAGGAGAAAGAAGGUCAUGUUUGCUCCGGGGGAAGGAGCGGACGCAUCGCUUGUUCAUGGCGCUGGUGCGGGCGCUACCGAUAACGCUGCAAACUACGGGAAGGAGACAGAUCCGUCGCGAUUGUCAGUAGACCAAACAACUCAGGAUGAGGACGAUGAUGAGGGCGAGGAAGGUGAAGAGAGCGAUGAUGGAGAAGGAGACGAGUCUGGCGUGGAAGCCAAAACUCCAGAGACACCUGGUCCACAACCUAGCACAGAGCCUGAACCGGAGCAGGCAUCUACUCCUAUGCCUAUUAAGGUAGAGACACCCACAGAAUCGCAGGCAUCCCAUCCGCCGAAGCCCGAGUCGGAGUCAGAGCCACAGCCAGGUGUAGAAGCCCCACCAUCUGCAGCUCCCUCAGAGAACGCUCCAGCUGGAUCACCUGGCUCGACGAAUUCUACACCCUCGGAUCAACAUACUGGACCACCGGCCACUGAAGCUAAGACAGAAGAUAUUGAAAUGGCAGAUUCCAUGCCUACAGAUAACGCCCUUCGCUCCUCUUCGAUACCAGCCACGGAAACGCGCUCAGAAACACAACAACAAACAAUGCCAGACGCUGCUCAACCUGCGUCUACGGGAAGGGCUCCGUCGCCUUCUCAAGGAGCUAAACAAUCCCCGGCCCCGGAACCUGCCACAGCUGAAACGACUGGUGAGCAGACAGGGGAGCGAAUGGAUGUGACUAUGGCUGAACCAGAUGAAUCGGGUCCUGAGCCCCCUCGAGAUCAGCCAGUGAGCAUGGAUAUUUCAGCGGAAGCGCCACAACCCCCAUUGGCAGGUCAAGCUCAAGAACCGGAUUCCACUCCUCAGCAGUCGGGCAGUAACGAGUUUGAUCUCUUGGAUAACUUGGAAGCGAGUCUGGAAAACGCACCCAAGGACACGCCAGUUGGCGAGCAAAAAGAAACAACCCUGGAACAAGAGCCGGGCGAUGUUGCCAGUCAACAGGCAGCAUCAGAGCCUGAGCUAACAGUCCCGGCACAACCACCCGUGGAGGCGCCAGCGGAGCCCAAGCCUGCAGAAACUACUACAGAAACAAACAAUCCUACUCCCAAGGAACCCACGGCGCCUCCUAUUGAACAACUUACACCGCCAGAAGCAGAACAGACAGCUACUGCGGGAGCCACAGAAACCUCCGCGGCGCAACAAGCACAACCUUCUACUGAACAUCGACAAUCAGAGGAUGUACCCGAAGCACCCACUCUCCCGGACCGUCCCCCCUCAAACGAGCCCGCAGUAGAAACCGAAACUGCUCAACCUAUAACAGAACAGUCGGAGCAGAACCCCCAAGAACCGGCCCCAGAGCAGACACCAUCAGAAAAUCCUUCUCUGCUUGAAGCCACAACAGAACCACCCGUCGCCCAAGACCGACCUCAAGAAUCGUCUACUGAACCUGCGGCAGAGGUACAGGUAGAUGUGCAAGCUACCUCAGACCAGGAACAACAGAAGGCAGCUAAUUCCCAAUCAACGGCUCAGCCUCCAGUGGCACCCGUUGCAGAAACUGUAGCAGAGCCCACACCAGAAACUGCCCCAGAAACUGCACCAGAACAUACGUCUGAACAACCACAAACUUCUGCCCAAGAACCUCCCCAAGAACCAGUUCACUCUCAAGCUGAAAUUCCCGCCGUCUCAUCUGCUGAGCCUUCGGCGGAACAACAGGAUGAAGCCCCUACAGGGGUGGUAGGAGAACAAGAAGAGGCCCCUGGCAAUGCACCAUCACCAACCCAGUAA